Messenger RNA from Pleurotus ostreatus (oyster mushroom), 2361 nucleotides. RefSeq names its product DEAH-box ATP-dependent RNA helicase prp43. The transcript has 10 exons. Gene Ontology annotation, cellular component: intracellular anatomical structure; spliceosomal complex. Gene Ontology annotation, molecular function: ATP binding; ATP hydrolysis activity; RNA binding. NCBI's taxonomy places the organism in Eukaryota, Fungi, Basidiomycota, Agaricomycetes, Agaricales, Pleurotaceae. The record is from RefSeq and is a predicted model, not a curated record. The coding region runs from base 1 to 2361 and encodes 786 amino acids.
AUGGCCGAAGGCAAAAAAACGAUAUCAAACAAGUACAAUCCGUUAGCAGCUCAACCUCUGUAUGGCUUUACGCCUCGGAAAGUAACUGGCGCACAGGUCAGGAAAGCAUUACAACAUGAUCUCAACCCGUUUACCAAGCCGCUCACGCCACACACCGCACAAUACAAGAGACUUCUGGCAUCCAGGGAGAAGCUUCCCGUCUACAGGAAGAUGGAUGAUUUCUUCACAGUGUUCAGUGAGAACCAGAUCAUCUUGAUAGUUGGAGAGACCGGGUCUGGUAAAACUACACAGAUCCCGCAGUUCGUAGCCUAUUCAGAUCUAGCGCAUUCGAAUGGGAAGAUGAUUGCAUGCACACAACCUCGUCGAGUAGCAGCGAUGUCAGUAGCAAAGCGUGUCGCAGAGGAGAUGGAUGUUCAACUUGGGCGUCAAGUCGGGUACUCGAUACGAUUCGAAGACAUGACUGAAUCAGGAAUCACUUUCCUCAAAUAUAUGACCGACGGUAUGCUCCUGCGCGAAGCGAUGAAUGAUCCCGACCUUCAACGAUACUCAACUAUCAUCCUUGACGAGGCUCACGAACGCACCCUUGCUACCGAUAUCCUAAUGGGACUCCUCAAAGCCCUUGCAAAAAGGCGCGCUGAUUUGAAAAUCAUCAUUAUGUCCGCGACGGUCGACGCUGUCAAGUUCCAGAAAUACUUCAGUCUGCGCUCGGACACGAAGGCACCUCUGUUCAAGGUCCCUGGUCGUACACACCCAGUGGAGAUAUUCUACACCCAAGACCCCGAGCCAGAUUACGUAGAAGCGGCAAUCCGAACUGUACUUAUGAUACACCGAGCCGAGGAUCCCGGGGACAUCCUUCUGUUCCUCACAGGUGAAGAGGAGAUAGAAGACGCGUGCAGGAAAAUCAAGCUCGAGGCAGACGAUCUCAUUAACCAAGAUCCUUCCUCCGUUGGCCCAAUCGUCUGUAUACCACUUUAUUCGUCGCUACCACCCAUGCAACAACAGCGUAUCUUUGACCCCGCCCCAGCUGCUCGUGGGCCCGAUUAUCCGCCUGGUCGAAAAGUAGUUGUGUCGACAAAUAUCGCUGAGACGUCGCUUACAAUCGAUGGCGUUGUUUACGUCGUCGAUCCUGGUUUCUCGGAGCAGAAAGUGUACAACCCCCGAAUACGAGUCGAGAGUUUACUGGUCAGCCCUAUAUCCAAAGCCUCAGCUCAGCAACGCGCGGGACGAGCCGGUCGCACACGGCCUGGCAAGUGCUUCAGGCUAUAUACGGAGAAAGAUUUCAUGUCGCAGCUCGAGGAGCAAACAUACCCUGAGAUCUUACGGAGUAAUCUCAGCAACACGGUGCUCGAGCUUGUUAAGCUUGGUAUCAAGGAUCUGGUUCGAUUUGAUUACGUUGAUGCACCUGCUUUCGAGACAUUGAUGCGAGCGUUGGAGUUAUUGAACUUCUUGAAAGCGCUCGACGACGAUGGAAACCUGACACCGCUAGGUUCUAUGAUGGCAGAGUUCCCUCUUGAUCCUCAGUUAGCAGAGCUGCUCAUCGUGAGCCCCGAGUUCAAAUGCAGCAAUGAAAUUCUUACCAUUACUGCCAUGCUUUCGGUCCCGAACAUUUGGGUUCGCCCGGCAAACCAGAGAAGUCAGGCCGAUGCUGCCAAAGCUCUCUUCACCGUCCCGGAUGGUGACCAUCUGACACUCCUCAACGUGUACAAUCAAUACAUGCAAAAUAAAUUCGACAAGAAUUGGACUUGGUCGAACUACGUUUCUGGACGAGCGCUUGCUCAAGCGGAGAAUGUCCGUGCUCAACUGCAGCGAAACAUGGAGAGGUUCGAGCUGGAGCUGAUGUCGAUAAGCGACGAGAAGAAGCUGUACCAAUCUAUUCGACAAGCACUUGUCUGUGGGUUCUUUAUGCAAGUGGCUCAUCGGGAGGGUGAGGAGGGCAGCUACCUGACGGUGAAGGACAACCAAGUUGUCGCAUUGCACCCUUCUUGCGGGUUGGACACGCAACCUGAGUGGGUCCUAUUCAAUGAAUUCGUUCUUACCACGCGACCGUACAUUCGCACCGUUUCCGAAGUCAGACCGGAGUGGCUUCUGGAAUUUGCUCCGAGCUAUUUUGACUUGUCUACCUUUCAAGACGGCGAGACUAAGCGAGCGCUCCAGAAGGUUAUGAACAAGAAGAUGGGCAAGUCUGUCACUGCAGCUGACAAGCGGCCUAUCACGAAGGCAAAGAAAAAGAGUAAAGCAAAAAAACAGGCUGAACAAGAGGAUCACGGACGCGCCAUGCACUCUUCUGCCCACAGUUCUGACGUGCCGUCUGCAUAUAACUUGCAAAAUAUGACUACGACAUUCUCGCAGAUUUCUAUCUGA